GAAGCUAAAGCUCAUGAAUAUCCAUGGCAAAUUGUUUUAUUAAAGAGAAACUAUGCUGUUUGUAGCGGUGCACUGAUAAAUAAAAUGUGGGCAUUAACGACCGCGCACUGCAUAUCAAAUAUAGAUCCAUCAGUUAUGACAGUAACCCUAGGAGAUUACAAUUUGGUCAAGUCGGAAGGGACAGAACAAACUGUUGUCCCGGAUAAAGUCUAUGUACAUCCAAAAUUCAAUCACUCUACUACAGAUAGUGAUAUAGCAUUGAUAAAAUUUAAGGAGCCCAUAACUUUUACUUUGGCAAUAAAGCCGAUAGCUCUACCAAGUGAUGAACAGGCUCAAGUUGGAAUGUACUGCAUUGUUUCUGGAUGGGGCAAAAGAAGCCUAGUUGCUGAUGAUAGACCAGACAUUCUAAGGCAGGCAGUUAUUCCUAUAGUAUCAAAUAAAGAAUGUAACGAGCCUAUAGCAUAUAAAGGUGAGAUAACUAAGAGGAUGUUAUGCGCUGGCUAUAAAUAUGGUGGUCCGGAUGCGUGCACCGGUGACAGUGGAGGGCCGCUGUCAUGUUUACGCGCUUCCCGAAAAGCGAAGCAAGAGUGGUUUUUAGCAGGUUUAGUAAGUUGGGGUUCACGAUGUGGUUCUCCGUUUAAGUUUGGUGUCUAUACUCGUGUUAGUUGUUUUCGAGAAUGGAUUAAAGAU
This is a messenger RNA of Trichoplax adhaerens, 690 nucleotides long. RefSeq lists its product as uncharacterized. Gene Ontology annotation, biological process: proteolysis. Gene Ontology annotation, molecular function: serine-type endopeptidase activity. The transcript has a single exon. The annotation marks the transcript as partial. Lineage: Eukaryota; Metazoa; Placozoa; Uniplacotomia; Trichoplacea; Trichoplacidae. The record is from RefSeq and is a predicted model, not a curated record.